This is a messenger RNA of Symbiodinium pilosum, 1047 nucleotides long. The record is from the annotation of a GenBank genome assembly. Lineage: Eukaryota; Dinophyceae; Suessiales; Symbiodiniaceae.
GAUUUGCCGCCAGUGGACAACGUGUGGGCUCUGGAUUUUGGUCUGGAGGCUUCAAAGCCUUUCGAGUCCAUCCAGAUACGGACAUUUCUGCCUGCUGAGACACGGCUGGAGUUGGCGACGGGUGUUGCCUCGCACACUUGGUGGACAGUCCUGGACCAAUAUUUGCCCUUUCGGAUUGAUUUCAUGCCAUUCACCACCAUUCCGGCGCCUAGGAUGCGCCAGCGCAGGCUGCAGAGUGGUAGCGACCCGCUGCUACCAGACGCAGAGGAUGGCGGAGUUGUCGUGUUCGUGUCUGCUGGCUUCGAGUUUGAGAAGCUGGACUUUGAUGUCUGUGGCAGUCCGACACUGGAGAGGAAAGGACGAGACCCCUGGGAUCUUGAAGCCUCGUACUCCUCCCUCGACAUGGUAUGCCGCAUCGGGGAUGAAAACGGCCUUCCUUCGCUAGAGGGAGGUGGUGAUGCCCCAGUGUCUAUGAUCUUCCUGCUCAUCGCUCGCAAGGCAAUUCUGGAGGGCGUGGUGUACACACUGGAAGGCAGGGUACGAAACCCAACGGUGCCUAGCUGGCCAGACACGGCCCAGUGGCGUAUCGAAACCUACAAAAGAUUCAUUGCAACUGGUGCCCGUGUGGCGCUGGACAAGAGCUACCUGCAGACCAUCCCCAUAUUGCGGCCUGCGAGGUCAUUUCUGGUAAAUAACAGUGCCCAUGAGUAUGAAGCCAACGCGAAAGCCUACGGCGUUGAGAUCUCGAUAACACUUCCGGAGCCCUUGCGCCUUGCGGCCAGCGUCGAGAUAAGCGCGCCACCUGGUGUCGAGCUUCGAGAAAGUUUGGGCAAUGCCAGCCACCCAAAUGCCAGCUACGGGAGAUGCCUUGAUUUCAGGUGGCCCACGACAUUCAGACCUUUGAGGGAGGACGUGGAGCCCGAGUGUCGGUGCACUCCUGGUGCAGAAGUCCAAUGCUAUGUGAUUGUCAACAUCUCCCACAUGGCAACAGAUCCGGUGCUUGAGCAUGAAACGGAGCUACGCUUUACCUUGUCCGUGAUCAACUCU